AAACUCACUCGCUUUUUAGCUGCGCCAAUUAUCUUUCCCUUAAACACCUCUUAUUACCCGCCGAGGCCAUACCACGGAUUGGGAAGUUAAUUCCGAGUCAUCUUGCUUGAACAGAGAAUUAAUUUAAACCCAACAAGUUUAAACAGCACUUUACAUAUCUUCAAUUCUUCUUUCAACAUUCAUUCUCAUCACUGACUGCCACUCACACCAACUUUGUGGGACGCUGCUGCAUCGUCAUCACUAAAAUUUCACUGCAUUCAUUAGCGAAUCGUUGCUAUUUUCGUCAUACGGGUAUUACACCCGUAGAGAUCGACCGUUAUCGUUCAGAUCAAUCAUGGGAGGUGAAGAAUCUUUACCAUCCUCUGUCGACAAUAUUGUCCCUAACAGACGUGAACCUUUCCACCGUCGCGUCAAAUCUUAUUUCACGACCGAGAUUGACGCUCCCCGUUCUACCGACCUUAUCUCUAUCUACGCCUGCUUCCUCACCGGCUUCACAUCUGCCCCUUCCUUCACCGCUUGCUACGUUUGGUGUGGUUUCCAGACAGGAAAUGUCGCUCAAUUAGGAGUGGCCAUUGCCCGAUGUUUUGCCCCAGGAUCGAGGCGGACGUUUGGCUUCCAGAAGCCCGAUCAGCAGGCCUUGACUAGUCUGUUGAGUUUCUGGAUAGGGACAAGUUUAGGUCGAUUUGGAGAUUGGUCGGGUGCGAAAAAGAGGACAUGGCUGGCGAUUGCAACGUUACUGCAGGCACUUUUGGCUAUGGCAGCUGCUCUCACGGCUCAUUAUUCUGGUGAAAGCGGCAUUGCUUCGAGUCGAGAGGGACCAUCUUGGGCUUCACCUACCGGAAUGGCUGCUCUUGGGUUCCUGUCAGCAACAAUGGGAAUACAAGGCAUUGUAGGCAAGCGUAUCGCCAGUCCCAUGAACACUACUGUCGUUCUCACCACCACAUGGGUCGAAAUAUUUAACGAUCCCUUACUAUUUGCUUUCAAAUAUACACCCUCUCGUGACAUCCGUAUAGCGGGUGGUUUAUCGGUUUUACUUGGAGCCUUCGUCUCGCGCGCAAUACUCGAUGCGUCCUCUUCUGCUGGUGCCUGUGGUGUAUUGGCAGGAUUGAGGAUGAUCCAAUUCAUCUGGUGGUUCUUCAUCCCCGAUAAACAGGUAAAGAAAGUUGAGUCGAAAUAGGCGGUGGCAAUGAUAAGAGUCAUCAUAUUUCUUCCGGGAGGAUGGCUAUCAACGUUUGGGAUUCAAAUAAUGUUGUUACUCAAAAAGCGAAUAUGUGCAUAUAUACCAUUUAGUGGUCAAAUAUCGUGAUCUUGUUACAGCAUAUAUUACAACAAAUAACUUCGUUAUUUUACUUUUACAGCUGCGUGUUUAGAUGACUUUCUUCAAGAGCUGCUACAAAUCAAAUAGUAAUAAAUGUUAUGCGUAUAUAUUUGAGCCGUUGAACGAGCAGUCAGUCGACCCUCGAUGAUGAUGCACC
Messenger RNA from Cryptococcus deneoformans JEC21, 1475 nucleotides. RefSeq names its product expressed protein. NCBI's taxonomy places the organism in Eukaryota, Fungi, Basidiomycota, Tremellomycetes, Tremellales, Cryptococcaceae. The record is from RefSeq and is a predicted model, not a curated record. The transcript is spliced from 3 exons. The coding region runs from base 335 to 1177 and encodes 280 amino acids.